Acanthosepion pharaonis is the source of this 1185-nucleotide messenger RNA. Lineage: Eukaryota; Metazoa; Mollusca; Cephalopoda; Sepiida; Sepiidae. The record is from the annotation of a GenBank genome assembly.
AUGAUUUCUGUUUAUCUUACUUCUUCCCACUUCUCUCUUCUAUUUCCCAUCGCUCUCUCCAUAUUUCUCUCUCUCUCUCACUCUCUCUCUCUCUCUCUCUCAGUCUGUUGUUAUCUAUCUACCUAUCAGCCUGUCUGCCUGUCUGUCUAUCUCAUCUUUUCAUAUCUAUCUCAUUCUCUUUCUAUCUAUCUAUCUAUCUAUCUAUCUAUCUAUCUAUCUAUCUAUCUAUCUAUCUAUCUAUUAUCUUCUAUCUAUCUAUCUAUCUAUCUAUCUCAGUCUUUUCUUCUAUCUAUCUAUCUAUCUAUCUAUCUAUCUAUCUAUCUAUGCUUCUUCCUAUCUAUCUAUCUAUCUAUCUAUCUAUCUAUCUAUCUAUCUAUCUAUCUAUCUCUGAUCUUCCUAAUUCUUCUAAAAUCUUAUCUCUUUAUCAUUGCCUUUUACACUCUUUCUUGUUUCCUUCCCCCACACAACACUCACAUUCUUCUCUCUCCUCUCUCCACCUCUCUCAUUUCUCUUUCCUCCUCAUCUCUCCAUCACACUCACCUUCAAUCCCUCUCAUACAUUUCUCUCUCUCUUCAAAUAUCCUCUCACCUCCACUUCCUUCUCCCACUCUCUCUAUUUCCCUCUUUUAAUUCUCUCCCUCCUUUUCUCUCUCACUCUCGUCAUAAUUUCUCUCUUCAUUCUUUCUCUCUUUCUUAUUCUCUCUUUUUCCUUACUAUUAUUAUAACAAUCUUUCUUUCACUCUCUUUAUCCCCACUCUUGUUGUCUUUCAUACUGUCUUCCUCUCUUAUUAUCAUUCUCUCUCCAGCGCACGCUCAUUUUUUCUCUAUAUAUUGUUAUCAAACGACAUCUUUCUCUCUCUUCCUCUUGUUCUCCCCCCAUCCCUCAUCCUUAUCUCUUGUUACGGCUGACUCUCCCAAAUUCUCUUUUACUCUCUCUAGUGUUAUCCUAAUAUCUCCUACACUGUCCCUAUCUCUCUCUCCCUCUCUCUCUAUAUAUAUAUCUCCUCACCCUCUGUCUUUGUCUUCCUCUCUCUAUUUCUAUUUUCAGUCAGUUUACAUUAUCUUCCUCCCUUACACUCUCUACUUACCUCUAGUUCCCUCUCCUAUUCCACUCUCUUCCACCCUCUCUCUCUCUCCUUUCUUUUCACUCUCUCCUCUCUCCCCUCCCUCCCCCUCUCAUUUAUGA